AUGGACGCCGGCGACGACCAACUCGGCCGCGCGCGCGUCAAAUUAACGAACGUAUGGGCGACGAUGAAGGGCGUGUUCGCGCGCGCCUGGGACCACAAGUCCGUCUGCUUCUUCGUCGGGUCUGUUAUUUUGAUGCACGCCUUCGGCGACGAGCUCGCCGUGUAGAAUGGUUCUUCCGCCCGACAUCUGCAGUGCUGCGUCGGAGGGCGACAUCCCAGUUGUAGAAAGGUGGCUUGAUAGGCAGGACCGGGAAGCCAUCAAUGAUAGAGAUGAAUCGGGAUUAUCGCUUCUCAUGUUAUGCAUGAACUCGAACAUUGAAGCGCACCACAUCCAGUGCGCUAGAAUGAUCACCGCGCGAGGCGGCGACGUAAAUAUGGGAGACUCAUAUGGUUGGAAGCCGCUGCACUACGCAUGCUAUCCAGAAGGCUACGCGUCAGCAAUGGUUUCGCUGCUUCUCCAGGCAGGAGCCAAUGUAAACGCCAGAACGGAACACGGAAACCAAACACCACUCGGUGUAUUACUACAGGAAUUCGAUUUUUGCGUGGAUUAUGAGGAGGAGGAGAUUUCUAGGGCGUCGCAUCAGAGACUAGUCUCACGCUCUGGCCUAGAAAUCCUGAUAGUCUUACUCCGAGCGGGCGCCUCGAUCGACCGAUGCAUGCGAGAUUUUUCGACCGAAGCGGGAGAUCUCUCGGCCGAGGAGCUGAUGCAAGACUUCCUAUCUUGCCGCCCACAUUACGCCGACGACGAGUCCUUCGCCAAGUGCCGAGAGCUCGUCGCCGGCGUCCGCGCUUACGGCACUUACAAGGCCUAUGUGCGGGAGCCGCACCGCCGCUUCCUCCGCCUCCGCAGCCUGCUCGUCCGGGGCCGCGCCAAGGUCCGGGACCGCUCCAAGGAUAGCCGGCGCCUCGAGCGCAUCGCGCGCCUGCCGAACGGCGCCUGCUGGCACGUCCUCUCUUUCUGGCGCGAUGCCGGGUGA
Pelagomonas calceolata is the source of this 976-nucleotide messenger RNA. The record is from the annotation of a GenBank genome assembly. Lineage: Eukaryota; Pelagophyceae; Pelagomonadales; Pelagomonadaceae.